This is a messenger RNA of Cheilinus undulatus (humphead wrasse), 1816 nucleotides long. RefSeq names its product zinc finger protein 2 homolog. Lineage: Eukaryota; Metazoa; Chordata; Actinopteri; Labriformes; Labridae. Gene Ontology annotation, biological process: regulation of transcription by RNA polymerase II. The coding region runs from base 280 to 1380 and encodes 366 amino acids. The transcript has 2 exons. Gene Ontology annotation, molecular function: RNA polymerase II cis-regulatory region sequence-specific DNA binding; DNA-binding transcription factor activity. The record is from RefSeq and is a predicted model, not a curated record.
GAAUGUAGCCGUUCGCUAGCCGGGUUAUUUGCGAAAGAGUACGUCGUAUUUAAAGGUCUACGCCGGUUUGUGUUGCCAAAACUUUAAGGGCUGACCGAACACAAGCUUUACUGAUGUUUACCGUUAGCCUAGCAUUCACUUUUAUCUGAGUUUUACAUGAAGUUAGCGGAAGCUGCUAGCUUUGCCGCACAGGCCUAAAGCACAGAAGGGCUUCCGUUAGCCUAAAAUAAGGAAUUCCCGGUGUUUCUGUGAAGAACACGUCGAUUUAACCAAGUAAAAAUGUCUAAAGCUAAUAUACUGAGAUCUUUAGUGAACCAGAGACUGACUGCGGCUGCUGAGGAGAUUUUUAAGCUGUUUGAAAGAACAAUAGCAGAGUACGAGGAGGAACUUAGUCGAUCUAAAGAGAGUCAACACAAACCUCUGGAUCCUGUCAUCAACCCUGAAGAGGAGAUACACAAACCAGACAUACAGCAGCUGAGAAGACCCGAGGUUCUCCCUCAGCAGCAGGAGAGGGGUUUCUGCCUGAACCAGAAGAACCCACCUGAACCAGCAUGCAUUAAAGAAGAAGGGGAGGAACUGUGGAGCAGUCAGGAGAGAGAUCAGCAUCCAGGAGCAGAGGAGGCUGAUAGCAGUGUGUUCACAUUCACUUCUGUACAGCUGAAGUGGGAAGCAGAGGAUGGAGAGAAAGCUCAGUCCUCGCAGCUUCAUGGAAAACGGAGUGAAAUGAACAGUGAAACAGAGCAUUUGAAAACAGAAGCUGAUGGAGAGGACUGUGGGGGAUCAGAAAGAGACCGAGACUUUAAUCCAGAUGGGUUUUUACAACCGGUUACUGCUGAUGAGACCUUACACCUCAUUGGAUCAGACACUGAUGACAGUGGUGACUGGGUGGAUGGUGAUGAAUUACAGAAAGGUUUAAACCAUCUGCAAAACAAACACUUAACUGUGAAUUAUGUAAAAUGUAACACUGGAAGCACAUCAUUUGGCUUCUCUGAAUGUCCAUCAAUCUUUGGACCAAAGCAGAAACAUGACAGGGUCCAGACAGGGGAAAAACCGUUCAUUUGCUCAAUUUGUGCUAAAAGAUACCCGAGUAAGAAACUUUUGCAAAUGCACAUGCGACGUCAUUCAGUGGUAAAACCGUACAGCUGCUCGGUUUGUAAGAAGAGUUUCAUUAGGAAAGAAGAGAUGGUAAGGCACAUGAGGACUCACACUGGAGAGAAACCUUUCAGCUGCCCAAUCUGUGGUAGAAGAUUCACGCAGCGUGGAUCUCUAAAGAGUCAUUCUAUCAUCCACACAGGGGAAAAACCAUAUGGUUGCAAUCUUUGUGGCAGAAGAUUCACUUGGCUAAAGUCUGUGAAAAUACACAAGUGUAUAAAGAAAUGAAAAAGCCUCAAGAUAAUCAUCUGAUGUGACCUUACAGCCCACAGAUAAAGGUGAAUAUUUUCAGCUUUGAAAAUUAAAUAACUUAGUUCUUCUUUCCUAAGAGCACAAUUUUUUUGAGUUGAUGAGCUCUUUGAGCAUGUGUAUUAUUUCCCCUCACAUUUACAAUUGAGACUGAGCAAUAAAUCAAAAUAUAGUUAAAAUCACAACAAUGCCUAUUGCGAAAUAAAUAGUAAAAAAUGUGAUUUUUCUUUUGCCUGAAAUAUGUCAAAAGGCCAGUCUAAUGUGUUUUGAUUUAUCUUUUUUUGCAGUAGCAGAGACAUUAUACUCUACAUAUCCUGCAAACAGUCAAAUGCCAAUUAUUUUUAGGAUAUUAGACAAAAAAAUCUGCUUUAACUAUGUUUGUAUAUGUUUAUUAAAACAGAAUGGGACAAAAUGA